ACAAGAAAAUUAAAAAAGAACAGCAAUAUCUGACGGUGGUAAUUUGUGGUGGUAAUCAUAGUGGUAAAAACAAGUAAUAAUGUGGAAAAACGCAACUUUUCUUUUGAAAACGGCAAGCAAAGAAGUCCCUUCUCUAUGCGGCACCCCCUUUCUUCAACAAGUCAGAACCACCUACAUACUUAAACGUCGAUUUCCAACGCAAUUACACAAGAAAGGGGGCCAACCGAAGAAACUGAGGAGUAGACAUUAUGUGUACGAUCUAGUAAAGGACACUACCACUGAGAAACAACCAAACAUAGAUGUAAUUCUCACAGACUUCGUGGAAGGUUAUGGAAAUGCAGGCGAAAAGAUAUCGGUUAACUCCCAGUUCGCUUACAACAAUUUAUUAGUCCCUGGAUUAGCUGUGUACGCCAGCCCAGAAAACAUAGAGAAGUACAAAGACCAAAUAGAAGCCCUGGCUGACAAACAAACUUACAGUUCAGCUAAUGCGGCCCUUACCCUGAAAACCCUAUCUAGAAUGACUUUAUCGGUGGUAAUGAACAAAGACCAUCCCUGGACUUUACAACCGUGGCAUAUAAAAACUUCUUUUCGGAAAUGUGGAUAUGUAGUGCCCGAGGAUGCAAUUGCACUACCUGAAAAGUCUAUUACAGGUCCAAAUAUGGACUCGGAAGGAAAGGAAUUUUAUGUUAUUGUCACAAUAAAUAAUACUGAAAAAGUGAAUGUAAGAUGUAGACUACAUCACUGGAGCACAGAGAUAGUUGAUAGAAUCCCUUACGUUGAUAAAUUUUGGGAAAAUCCAACUGAACCAAUUUAUAGUGAAUUUACAGAUGUUUUACAGACUAUACCACCAAAAAUUACAAAACUUAAGGAUUAGAAAUAAAUAAAUAUAAAAGUUA
This is a messenger RNA of Sitophilus oryzae (rice weevil), 896 nucleotides long. RefSeq names its product 39S ribosomal protein L9, mitochondrial (gene mRpL9). The transcript is spliced from 4 exons. Gene Ontology annotation, molecular function: structural constituent of ribosome. Gene Ontology annotation, biological process: translation. Bases 80 to 874 code for a protein of 264 amino acids. The record is from RefSeq and is a predicted model, not a curated record. NCBI's taxonomy places the organism in Eukaryota, Metazoa, Arthropoda, Insecta, Coleoptera, Curculionidae. Gene Ontology annotation, cellular component: ribosome; mitochondrion.